Messenger RNA from Gigantopelta aegis, 2380 nucleotides. Its product is annotated as methyltransferase-like protein 22. The record is from RefSeq and is a predicted model, not a curated record. Gene Ontology annotation, cellular component: nucleus. The transcript has 11 exons. Gene Ontology annotation, biological process: protein methylation. Gene Ontology annotation, molecular function: protein methyltransferase activity. Lineage: Eukaryota; Metazoa; Mollusca; Gastropoda; Neomphalida; Peltospiridae. Bases 57 to 1028 code for a protein of 323 amino acids.
GUCAUCGUACCAGGUCGCAGUGGAAGGGGUCCCUCUGUAAACAAUUCAAGCUCUGCAUGGACCAAGAUGAAGAUACCCAGGAAGUGCUAUCUGAUGUACAUGUGCACAUGACACACACUGUCAUAACACACACCUACAGCGAUACUACCAACACUGUUGCAGUUUCACGAUUUUACCUUAAAGACAAGACAUUAAAUGAAAAGGGUAACAAUGUAAACAGAUUACAAAGUGCUCACAUUGAAGUCGAUGACGAUGGAGAUCUGGAUGUUACCAGGAAACCCAGUGAGGAUGUUGUAGCUAUUACUAUUGAGCAUGCUUUGCAAACUAAGCUUGAGGAUGUUGGAAAACAGGUUUGGCAAGGGUGCCUUCUGCUGGCAGAUUUUAUAAUUCACAACCAAUCAGAUUUCAGCAAUGCCACCAUCCUUGACCUUGGAGCUGGAGUUGGCUUAACCAGCAUCAUUGCAGGGAUGUUUGCAAGAAAAGUGUUUUUGACAGAUGUAGGAGCAGCCAUCUUGAAUAUGGCAGAGAAGAAUGUUGCACUGAACCAGCAUCUGUUUCCACAUGGCAGUUCAGUUUGUGUCAGACAUUUGGACUGGCAGCAAGCAAACCCAUUUACUCCAACAGAAGAUGGUCAUUCGAAUGACACCAGUAUCUACCAAUUCAAAGAAACUGACCAACCGGAUCUCCUGGAUGUCACCAUCAUGCUAGCAGCAGAAGUUAUAUAUGACCUGGACCUAACGGAAAGCUUUUUCAGAACAAUUUUGAAUCUAAUGUCGACAUCACCCAAAACUUUGUACAUCAGUCUUGAAAAAAGGAUAGUGUUCACCACACAUGACUUGGAUGUUGCGAGCCCUGCGUAUGAGCACUUCUGUGACUGUCUUGAUGAGCUCGUGAAGCGCAGUGAUGAUCAAUGUGCGUUCGAGUACAGUUGCAUCCCGUGUGAUUUCCCACAGUUCUUCAACUAUAACAGGACAAAAGAGCUGGAACUUUGGAAAAUUGUGUCAAGACAUGGAAAGACUGAUAAAUGACGCAAACAUCAAAGCAACCAAAUUUCAUCUGAUGGCACCCACCAGACUGACAAUACUUGUUCAGGUUGCUGUUUACAAGAUCAUCUUCAAUUGAAUGUGCUGAAGGCCACUAAGAAAUGAGCAGGGGCUAGUAGAGUCCAGUCAGCACCUAGUGACUAUCAGUCUUAUUAACACCCAGUGACUACUAGUGUGUUCAACACCCAAUGACUACCAGUCUGCUCAACACUCAAUGACUACCAGUCUGCUCAACACUCAAUGACUACCAGUCUGCUCAACACUCAAUGACUACCAUUGUGUUCAACACCCAGUGACUACCAGUUUGUCCAACAUCCAGUGACUACCAGGUUGUUCAACACUUAAUGACUGCCAGUCUGUUCAACACCCAGUGACUACCAGUCUGUUCAACACCCAGUGACUACCAGUCUGUUCAACACCCAGUGACUUCCAGUCUGUCCAACACUCAAUGACUACCAGUCUGUUAACACCCAGUGACUACCAGUGUGUUCAACACCCAGUGAUAACCAGUCCAACAUCCAGUGACUACCAGGCUGUUCAACACUCAAUUACUGCCAGUGUGUUCAACACCCAGUGACUACCAGUCUGUCCAACACUCAAUGACUACCAGUCUGUUAACACCCAGUGGCGACCAGUCUGUUCAAGACACUGUAACAACCAGUCCAAAAUCCUGUAACUACCAGUCUGUUCAAGACACUGUAACAGCCAGUCCAAAAUCCUGUAACUACCAGUCUGUUCAACACCCAGUGACUACCAGUCUGUUCAACACCCAGUGACUACCAGUCUGUUCAACACUCAAUGACUACCAGGCUGUUCAUCACCCAGUGACUACCAGUCUAUUCAACACUCAAUGACUACCAGUCUGUUAACACCCAGUGACUACCAGUGUGUUCAACACCCAGUGACUACCAGUCUGUUCAACACUCAAUGACUACCAGUUUGUUAACACCCAGUGACGACCAGUGUGUUCAACACCCAGUGACGACCAGCCUGUUCAACACCCAAUGACUACCAGUCUGUUCAAAACCAGAGUCCAACACUCAGUUCUAAAAAGUGCACAUCCAGCUUAUGGACCACAGAUUAUUGAGUAAUGAAGUGUGAAUAUGUCUUCUUGUUAGUUACAAAGUGACUUUAGGUUCAGUGUUAUCUUCAUGAAGAAACCACUAGAUUACGAUUCGAAAGGCAAAUAUUGCACAUUAUUAUCCCACUGAUACCAUAUAUAAGUGGAUGAUUUAGCACUGACAAACCAAUAACUUCAUCAGUACUUAUUAUGAUGUCAUCACAAAUAUACAUCUUCUGUUUUCUUUGUUAAAUUUUGAAAUAAAAUGUUCUUUUAA